CUGUGAUCCUGGCCUUAGGCUGGUGGGAAACAGGUGGCCACCAUGGCGAAGGAGGAAGAUGAGGAGAAGAAAGCCAAGAAAGGGAAGAAGGGGAAGAAGGCCCUGGAGCCAGAGAAACCCAAGCGGAGCCUGAAGGGAACAUCUCGGCUAUUCAUGGGCUUUCGUGACCGGACACCUAAGAUCUCCAAAAAGGGCCAGUUCCGGAGUGCAUCAGCUUUUUUCUGGGGCCUCCAUACUGGCCCCCAGAAGACCAAACGCAAAAAGAAGGCCUGCACUGUCCUCAAGUCCACAUCAAAGCUCAUGACUCAGAUGCGUGUGGGCAAGAAAAAGCGGGCCAUGAAAGGCAAGAAGCCAUCUUUCAUGGUGAUCCGCUUCCCAGGCCGUCGAGGCUACGGGCGCCUGCGGCCACGUGCCCAGUCACUUAGCAAGGCGUCCACGGCUAUCAACUGGCUUACCAAGAAGUUCCUCCUCAAAAAGGCUGAGGAGUCAGGCAGUGAGCAGGCCACGCUGGACGCCUGGCUCCAGCGCUCUGGCUCCCGCAAGCUGCCCUUCCCUUCUGGUGCCCAGAUCCUGCGGCAUGAAGGCCCUUUGCGGAGGUUCCCCCGCAGCCGCAGCAUCUACUCCUCGGGAGAUCCCGUGGGCUUCCUGCCCUUUGAGGACGAGGCCCCAUUCCGGCACUCCGGCUCCCGUAAGUCACUAUAUGGGCUUGAGGGCUUCCAAGACCUGGGCGAGUACUACGACUACCACCGAGAGGGCGACGACUACUACGACCAGCAGUCACUCUACCACUACGAGGAGCAGGAGCCAUACCUAGCAGACUAUGGCCCCUACAGUUCAGCCUGGCCGCCCCACGGGGGCCACUACUAUGUGUACCCGCCAGAGGACCCCUACAAGUACUACCACCCUGACUACUACGAGGGCUCCUUCUACCCGGGGUACACCUACGGCUACGAUGACUAUGAGCCGCCAUACGCGCCCCCCUCAGGGUACUCUUCUCCUUACAGCUACUACGACCGCUAUGAGGGCGAGGCGUACCCCUACAGCUACCCCCUGGACCCCUAUGCGCCCUAUGGCACACCGUACCGAUCCUAUGACCUCCCAUACGACAUGCCCUACGAUGUACCGUACUUCGAUCCCUACCCUGCCCCCUAUGCCGAAGGCAUUUAUGGCAGUGGGGAUGAGGCCAUCUACCCUCCCGAUUUACCCUAUCUCUACCCGGAGGAGUCGGCCUUUGGGUACCCCUGGGUGCCGCCACCCAUCCCAUCACUCCACAACCCAUAUGCCCACCCCAUGGAUGAUAUCGUGGAGCUGGAGGAGCUGGAGGAGCCAGAGGAGGCCGGUGGGGAGCGGCAGAGUACGUCCUUCCGCCUGCCCAGCUCCGCCUUCUUUGAGCAGCAAGGCAUGGACAAGCCUGCCAGGUCCAAGCUGUCCCUCAUCCGCAAGUUCCGCCUCUUCCCACGGCCCCAGGUGAAGCUAUUUGGGAAAGAGAAGUUGGAGGUGCCCCUUCCACCAUCGCUGGACAUUCCACUACCCUUGGGGGAUGCAGAUGAGGAGGAGGAAGAGGAGGAUAUGCCCCCAGGGCCCUAUGGCCACCCUUUCUGGGGCUUCCUUACGCCGCGCCAGCGCAACCUCCAGCGCGCCCUGUCUGCCUUCGGUGCCCACCGGGGCCUAGGCUUCCGCCCGGAGUUUGGACGCCCCCAGCCUCGUCCGGCCACCUCUCUGGCGCGGUUCCUCAAAAAGACGCUGUCAGAAAAGCAGCCCAUCCCCCGGCUCAGGGGCAGCCAGAAGGCCCGCAGGGGCGGCCCCGUGGUCAGGGAGGCGGCAUACAAACGCUUCGGCUACAAGCUAGCUGGCAUGGACCCCGACCGGCCCAACACGCCCAUCGUGCUGAGGAGGGCCCAGGCGCGGGCUCUCAACAAUAACAACUCUCACCGCCCAUCCCCGCGCCCGCGCACGCCCUCGCCAGGGGCCCGCGCUCGAGCUCUCGCCCACUGGAGCGCGCUGGUCUCCCCGCCCGCGCCCGCGCCCGCGCCCCCUCCCCCGCCCCCGCGGGCACCCAGCUCCGGCCCUCCGCCCGCCCCGCCCUUCUCUCCGGUCCUCUCAGGCCUGCCCCGGCCCACCUCGCCCUAUGGCUCUCUCCGCCGCCACCCACCGCCCUGGGCCGCCCCAGCUCACGUGCCCCCUGUACCCCAGGCGAGCUGGUGGGCCUUCGUGGAGCCCCCUUCUGUGAUCCCGGAGGUGCCCCCCAACCUCCUGGCCUUCCCCAGACCCCGGCCUUCCUUCAGGGUCUCUCGUCCUCCAGGGACCGGCCUCGGCUUCCCUUGGGCUUCCCCGCAGGCAUCGCAGAGAAGGGCCUGGUCUCCCCGGCCCUCUCCGCAGCCCUCGCUUAGGAGCCUGCCAGGCCCCGGCUACCGCUCUCCCCUGGGGCCCCCGUCCCCUCGGAUGUCCAUCCGCGGCCGCCCCUUCCAGCCGCCCUUCCCGCCCCCGCCCUGUCGCCCCCGUUCACUGCGGGAGCCCCCGGGUCCCCACCGAGCCUCUGGGCGCCUGGGCCGACCAGGCUCUACCCGGCCUUCCUCACCACCCCCUCUGCUAGGUCACAGCCUACGGCGCCGCUCCCUCAACCUGCCCUCGCACCUCCCACACACUUGGCGGCGCCUUAGCGAGCCGCCCACCCGGGCCGUGAAGCCACGGGUGCGCCCGCCCUUUCACCAGCCCGGCACCGGGUCCUGGAGGGCUGCGGCUCCCCACGUGGAGCCCCGGGAAAGCCCGAGAGAACCUGAGGACUCGGAAACGCCCUGGACAGUGCCCCAGCUGACCACCAGCUGGGACGUGGAUGCACCUCCCACGCAGCGCCCACCCUCUCCCUGGCUAGGGGCUGUGGGCAGCCGCCGAGGCUUUUCCAGGCCAUCCCCUGUGCCCGAAAACCCCUUCCUCCAGUAUGUGGGCCCUGUGCCACCUCCUCAGCCUGAAGAUUCACCUGUAGGCUACAACAGUGUCUUCUUGGGCAGACACCAUGACCCUGGACCUGGACAGCUCAUCAAAUCAACUGGCCCUAGCCCUGAGAAGCCUGAAAAAGAGACCAUCCUCAGGGACCCUCAGUUACCAGCAGAGCCAGAGUCUCCUAUCCAGACACCCUCCAAGGAUGUCCUUCCAGAGCAGAAGGCUUUAAGACUCAGCCUCUCAUACCCACUUGCAGCAUGUGACCAGACAAGAGCCACCUGGCCGCCAUGGCGCCGCUGGGGGACACUGCCCAGAGCCCCAGCCCCCUUGGCGCCCACAGGUGCCCUAGGGCCCCUGCCCAAGGAGGGUGAGCAGCACCAAGCAGGCCCUGGGCGUUUUGCUGUGGUCAUGCCUCUGGUGCAGAAGCUGAGCUCCUUCCAGCAAGUUGGGCCUUCCACCCUGCACCCCACUGCCCCUCCAACCCAGGAGCCUGAGCCUAAUUCUGAGCCACAAGCUUGGAGUCUACGCUGUUCCUGCCUCUGGCUGUUGGUGAAUGCCCACCGACCAUGGCCAAGAGUACAUACCCACUCUCAGUCCUGCCGCCUGGGUCCCAGAGCUUCCUGCUUGUCCCUCAAGGGCCCCUGGGAAGAGAUUGGCCCCAAAAGCUGGCAGAACAAGAUGCACUCCAUCCGCAACCUGCCGGCUGUGCGGUUCCGUGAGCAGUGCAUGGAGGAUGGUGUGGAGGACAUGACACAGCUGGAAGACCUCCAGGAGACCACUGUGCUGUCUAACCUCAAAACCAGAUUUGAACAGAAUCUCAUCUACACAUACAUUGGCAGCAUUCUGGUGUCAGUGAACCCAUACCGCAUGUUUGGAAUCUAUGGGCUGCAGCAGGUCCAGCAGUACAGCGGGCGAGCCCUGGGAGAGAACCCCCCGCACCUCUUUGCAAUUGCAAAUCUUGCCUUCACCAAAAUGCUUGAUGCCAAACAGAACCAGUGCAUAAUCAUAAGUGGGGAGAGCGGCUCCGGCAAAACUGAGGCAACAAAACUGAUUCUGUGCUACCUGGCUGCUAUGAACCAGAAGCGGGAGGCCGUGCAGCAGAUCCUGGAGGCAACACCUCUGUUGGAGUCCUUCGGCAAUGCCAAAACCGUCAGGAAUGACAACUCCAGCCGCUUCGGGAAGUUCAUGGAGAUCUUUCUGGAAGGGGGCGUGAUCUCUGGUGCCAUAACCUCCCAGUAUCUGCUAGAGAAAUCCAGGAUUGUGUUUCAGGCCAAAAAUGAGAGGAAUUACCACAUCUUCUACGAGUUACUGGCCGGGCUACCUGCCCAACUCCAACAGGCCUUCAGCCUGCAGGAGGCAGAGACAUACUACUACCUGAACCAGGGUGGAAACUGUGAGAUCACAGGGAAGAGUGAUGUAGAUGACUUCCACCGGCUCCUGGCCGCCAUGGAGGUGCUGGGCUUCAGCAGCGAGGACCAGGACAGCAUCUUUCGCAUCCUGGCAUCCAUCCUGCACCUGGGCAAUGUCUACUUUGAGAAGUAUGAGACGGACACACAGGAGGUGGCCUCGGUGGUGAGUGCCCGGGAGAUCCAGGCUGUGGCAGAGCUGCUUCAGAUUUCCCCUGAGGGCCUGCAGAAGGCCAUCACUUUCAAAGUGACCGAGACAAUGCGAGAGAAGAUCUUCACACCCCUGACCGUGGAGAGUGCCGUGGAUGCCAGGGACGCCAUCGCCAAGGUCUUGUAUGCACUGCUAUUUGGAUGGCUUAUUGCCAGGGUCAACUCACUAGUGUCCCCACAGCAGGACACGCUCUCCAUCGCCAUCCUGGAUAUCUAUGGCUUCGAGGAUCUGAGCUUCAACAGCUUUGAGCAGCUAUGUAUCAACUACGCAAAUGAGAACCUUCAGUACCUUUUCAACAAGAUCGUCUUCCAGGAGGAACAGGAGGAGUAUAUCCGUGAACAGAUCAACUGGCGGGAGAUCACAUUUGCAGACAAUCAGCCUUGUAUCAACCUCAUCUCACUAAAGCCCUAUGGCAUCCUACGUAUCCUUGAUGACCAGUGCUGCUUUCCUCAGGCCACAGACCACACAUUCCUGCAGAAGUGCCAUUACCACCACGGCGCCAACCCACUCUACUCCAAACCCAAGAUGCCGCUGCCUGAGUUCACCAUCAAGCACUAUGCAGGCAAGGUCACCUACCAGGUGCACAAAUUCCUGGACAAGAACCAUGACCAAGUGCGCCAGGAUGUGCUGGACCUGUUCGUGCGCAGCCGGACGCGGGUGGUGGCACACCUCUUCUCCAGCUGUGCCCCUCAGGCUGCCCCUCAGCGCCUGGGCAAGAGCAGCUCUGUUACCCGGCUCCACAAGGCACACACAGUGGCCGCCAAGUUCCAGCAGUCGCUCCUGGAUCUGGUGGAAAAGAUGGAGAGGUGUAACCCCUUGUUCGUGCGUUGCCUGAAGCCCAACCACAAGAAGGAGCCAGGUCUCUUUGAGCCAGAUGUGGUGAUGGCACAGUUACGAUAUUCAGGGGUGCUGGAGACUGUGCGGAUCCGCAAGGAGGGCUUCCCCGUGCGACUGCCCUUCCAGGCAUUCAUUGACAGGUACCGCUGUCUAGUGGCCCUCAAGCAUGACCUGCCAGCUAAUGGGGACAUGUGUGUGUCAGUGCUGAGUCGCCUGUGCACAGUCACGCCAAAUAUGUACCGUCUUGGGGUCAGCAAGCUGUUCCUUAAGGAACACCUCCACCAGCUGCUGGAGAGUAUGCGAGAGCACGUCCUGAAUCUAGCAGCUCUCACACUGCAGCGCUGCCUCCGAGGCUUCUUCAUCCAAAGGCGUUUCCGCUCUCUGCGCCACAAGAUCAUUCUGCUGCAGAGCCGGGCCCGGGGCUACCUUGCCAGGCAGCGCUAUCAGCAGAUGAGGAGAAGUCUGGUAAAGUUCCGGUCCCUGGUACACACGUAUGUGAGCCGCCGACGCUACUUCAAGGAGCUGAGCAAGCGAGAGGUGGUAGCUGUGGGGCAUCUGGAAAUGCCAGCUGAGCUGGCUGGGCUCUUGCAAGCAGUGGCAGGCCUCAGGCUGAACUGGGCACCCAGGGUGGCCCCUGUGCGGACUCCCCGGUUCCAGGCUGAGCACCAUGUCACACUGCCCCUGGACAUCAACAACUUCCCCAUGGCCAAGUUUGUCCGAUGUCACUUCAAGGAACCUGCCUUUGGGAUGCUGACAGUGCCCCUGAGGGCGCCUCUCACGCAGCUGCCAGCUGAGCACCAUGCAGAAGCCAUGAGCAUCUUUAAGCUGAUCCUGCGUUUCAUGGGUGAUCCCCACCUGCAUGGUGCCCGAGAGAAUGUCUUUGGGAACUACAUUGUGCAAAAGGGACUGGCAGUGCCAGAACUGCGGGACGAGAUCCUGGCCCAGCUGGCCAACCAGGUGUGGCAUAAUCACAACGCCCACAAUGCUGAGCGGGGCUGGCUGCUGCUGGCCGCCUGCCUCAGUGGCUUUGCACCUUCCUCACGCUUCAGCAAGUACCUACUCAAGUUUGUGUCUGAUUAUGGUAAGAAUGGCUUCCAGGCUGUGUGUCAGCAUCGUCUCAUGCAGGCCAUGGGCCGGGCCCAACAGCAGGGACUGGGGGCUGCCCGCACCUUCCCCCUGACCCAGCUCGAGUGGAUAGCAACCCAUGAGAAGGCGAGCAUGGUGCUGGACGUGGGCUGCUUCAGUGGUGACCAGUUCUCCUGCCCAGUGCACUCCUGGAGCACAGGGGAAGAGGUGGCUGGAGACAUUCUGAGGCACAGGGGGCUGGCAGAUGGCUGGCGGGGCUGGACAGUGGCCAUGAAGAAUGGUGUCCAGUGGGCAGAGCUUGCUGGCCAUGACUAUGUGCUGGACCUGGUGUCGGACCUGGAGCUGCUCAGAGACUUUCCUCGACAGAAGUCCUACUUCAUCGUGGGCGCAGAGGGGCCUGUGACUGGCAGGGGAGGCCCCAGAAUGGUGUUUGGGAAUGACUGGGACUCGGAUGAAGACAUGCCCACUAGGCCCCAGCCCCAGGGGCACAUGCCCAAAAUACCUGACUCUGAUGGGUACUACAGCCACAAUGAUGAUGGUACAGAUGGGGAGACUGAGGCCCAGAGAGGGACAGCAACUCACCAAGACUCUGAUAGCCUUGACCAGCCUGCCGUGCCCCAUAAGGGGCUGGACUGCUACCUGGACAGCCUCUUCAGCCCUGUGCUAUCCUACGGGGAUGCGGACCUGGAGACGCCAACAGCCAUUGCCUACCGCAUGAAGGGGGGAGGCCAACCUGGCAGAAGAGGCAGUAGCAGUACUGAAGACACUUCCAGGAGACCCCCAGAGCCAAAGCCAAAGCCAAUCCCAGGCCUGGAUGCCUCCACGUUGGCCCUGCAGCAAGCUUUCAUCCACAAACAAGCCGUGCUACUGGCCCGGCAAAUGACCCUGCAGGCCAUGGCACUCCAGCAGCAGCCCCUGAGUCCUGCCCUGAGAUCCUUGCCCACAGAGAAGCCCCUAACACCAGAGGCACUGCCGAAGUCUGUAGGUAUGGGUCCCCCAGCCAAGCCUGUGCUCCUGCGUGCUAGCGCGAAGCCCUUUACACCAGCUCCGUUGGCCAAGACCCCCACGCCCUCCACCAAGCCUGUGGCUGCUCCUGUUCUAGUUCAGGACUGGGCUUCUGCAGAAACCACUUCACCAUCCCCAGAGCUGGUCCGGUACUCGACACUCAACUCAGAGCACUUCCCACAGCCCACGCAGCAGAUCAAGAACAUUGUCAGGCAGUACCAGCAGCCGUUGUCCUGGGGAGGCCGGCCCGAGGCUCGCAGGAAGAUGUUCCUGAAGCGGCCAGACCCCCACGAGGAGGCCCUGAUGAUCCUGAAGACACAGAUGGCUCACCUGGCAGCAGUGCCUGGCACGAAGGUGUCCAGAGAGGCUGUGGCCCUGGUGAAGCCAGUGACCAGUGCAGCCAGGCUAUCCACAGAGCCCAUUUCAGCACCUUCAAGGUCGCUGGAGCCCCCAGAGAAACCUGUACAGACGCGGCUACACCACCUUGACAACCCCAACUUCUAUGGCUACCAGGAUGCCCCUUGGCGGAUCUUCCUGCGAAAAGAGGUAUUUUAUCCCAAGGACAGCUACAGCCACCCUGUGCAGCUAGACCUCCUGUUCCGGCAGAUCCUGCAUGACACACUCUCCGAGGCCUGCCUGCGCAUCUCUGAGGAGGAGAGGCUCAGGAUGAAGGCCCUGUUUGCCCAGAACCAGCUGGACACAGAGCGACCUCUGGUAACUGAGAGCGUGAAGCGGGCAGUGGUCAGCACUGCACGAGACAGCUGGGAGGUCUAUUUUUCCCGCCUCUUCCCUGCCACGGGUAGUGUGGGCACUGGUGUGCAGCUCCUAGCUGUAGCCCACACAGGCAUCAAGCUCCUGCGGUUGGUCAAGGAUGACCAGCAGGCCUAUGGGCAGCUGCGGGUCCUGCGUGCAUACAGCUUUGCAGAUAUUCUGUUUGUGACCAUGCCCUCCCAGAACAUGCUGGAGUUCAACUUGGCCAGUGAGAAGGUUAUCCUUUUCUCAGCCCGAGCUUACCAGGUCAAGACCCUGGUGGAUGACUUCAUCCUGGAGCUGAAGAAGGACUCAGACUAUGUGGUUGCUGUGAGAAACUUCCUGCCUGAGGACCCGGCGCUGCUGGCCUUCCACAAGGGGGACAUCAUCCACCUGCAGCCCCUGGAGCCCCCUCGAGUGGGCUACAGUGCUGGCUGUGUGGUCCGCAAGAAGGUCGUGUGCCUGGAGGAGCUGCGGCCUGGAGGUCCUGACUUCGGCUGGAGGUUUGGGACCAUCCAUGGGCGUGUGGGCCACUUCCCUUCUGAGCUGGUGCAGCCCGCUGCUGCCCCAGACUUCCUCCAGCUGCCAGCUGAGCCAGGCCCUGGCCAGGCUGCUGCUGUAGCUGCUGCUGUGGCCUCUACAGCUGCUGCACGGGAGGUGGGCCGCAGAAGAGAGGGUCCCUCAGUCAGAGCCUGCUCUGCUGACCAUGGGGAGGAUGCUCCAGCAUUCCCACCAUACACAAUGCUGGAGUUUGCCCAGAAGUAUUUCCGAGACCCUCAGAGGAGACCCCAGGAUGGCCUCAGGCUGAAAUCCAAAGAGGGUCGAGAAUCCAGAACCUUGGAGGACAUGCUUUGUUUCACUAAGAUCCCGCUCCAGGAAUCCCUCAUCGAGCUCAGCGACUGCGGCCUCAACAAGAUGGCCACAGACAUGUUCCUAGCUGUGAUGAGGUUCAUGGGGGAUGCCCCACAGAAAGGCCAAAGUGAACUGGACGUGCUUUGCACCCUCCUGAAGCUGUGUGAGGACCACGAGGUUAUGCGGGAUGAGUGUUACUGCCAAAUUGUGAAGCAGAUCACAGACAACACCAGCUCUAAGCAGGACAGCUGCCAGCGAGGCUGGAGGCUGCUGUACAUUGUGACUGCCUACCACAGCUGCUCUGAGGUCCUCCACCCACACCUCACUCGCUUUCUCCAGCAUGUGAGCCGGACCCCAGGCCUUCCCUUCCAUGGGAUUGCCAGGGCUUGUGAGCAGAACUUGCAGAAAACCUUGCGCUUCGGGGGCCGCCUGGAGCUCCCUAGCAGCAUGGAGCUUCGGGCCAUGUUGGCGGGCCGCAGUUCUAAGAGGCAGCUUUUUCUUCUUCCUGGAGGCCUUGAACGCCAUCUCAAAAUCAAAACAUGCAGUGUGGCCCUGGAUGUGGUGCAGGAGAUCUGUGCUGAGAUGGCUCUGAGUCGGCCCGAGGCCUUUGAUGAGUAUGUUAUCUUCGUUGUCACCAAUCGAGGCCAGCAUGUGUGUCCACUUAGCCGCCGCACCUAUAUCCUUGACGUGGCCUCAGAGAUGGAGCAGGUGGAUGGUAGCUACAUGCUCUGGUUUCGGCGUGUGCUCUGGGAUCAGCCACUCAAGUUUGAGAAUGAGCUAUACGUUACCAUGCACUACAACCAGGUCCUGCCUGACUACCUGAAGGGCUUCUUCAGCAGUGUGCCGGCCAGCCGGCCCAGCGAGCAGCAGCUACAGCAGGUGUCCAAGCUGGCUGCACUGCAGCACCGCGCCAAGGACCACUUCUACCUGCCCAGUGUGAGGGAGGUCCAGGAGUACAUCCCGGCCCAGCUCUACCACAUGACAGCUGGCUCAACCUGGAUCAACCUGGUCAGUGGGCACCGGCAGCAGACACAGGCACUCAGCCCCCACCAGGCCCGGGCCCAGUUUCUAGGCCUGCUCAGUGCCUUCCCUAUGUUUGGCUCCUCCUUCUUCUUCAUCCAAAGCUGCAGCAACAUUACUGUGCCAGCCCCGUGCAUUCUUGCUGUCAACCACAACGGACUCAACUUCCUCAGCACUGAGACCCAUGAGCUGAUGGUGAAGUUCCCCCUGAAGGAAAUCCAGUCAACGCGGACCCAGCGGCCCACAGCCAACUCUAGCUACCCCUAUGUGGAGAUCACACUGGGGGACAUGGCAACCCAGCGUACCAUGCAGCUGCAGCUGGAACAGGGUCUAGAGCUGUGCCGAGUGGUGGCCGUGCAUGUGGAGAACCUGCUCAGUGCCCGUGAGAAGCAGCUCACACUGCCCCCCAGUGAGAUCACCCUGCUCUAACCCAGCCCUCCACCCUCCAGCUGCCUUCUUUCAGAAGACUCACUGUGUAGCCUCAGGGGAAUCACUGAACCUCUCUGGGCCAGUGACCCCUGUAAAGGGCAAGAACCUCGGGGGAGACCAAGAGGAGGCAAGAGAAGCAAACCAAGCAGACUGAUCCAGAGUUAAGAUGGAAUGGCAGCAUGCCAGACUUGGGUCAGAUAGCAAGAGGAACUUUCCAAGGCUGUCCCAUGUAUCACUACAGACCCUGUCUCCAACUCCUACCUACGGGAGGGAAGGCCCACACCAGUGAUCUAGAUGAACUGGACUCUGCAUUUGGCUUACUCAGAGUCUGAUGUUCAAAUCCGCUCCAGCUCUACAUCCCAGCCCCCACAUGUACUUCUGAGUUGCCCCUGCUUGUGCUGCCUCUUAACCUGGAUUUAUGGCCCUUGGUUAUUUCUGUGCAAAUAAAAGG
Nycticebus coucang (slow loris) is the source of this 10987-nucleotide messenger RNA. It is a transcript of the gene MYO15A, whose product is annotated as myosin XVA. Gene Ontology annotation, cellular component: cytoskeleton; myosin complex. Gene Ontology annotation, molecular function: ATP binding; cytoskeletal motor activity; protein binding. The record is from RefSeq and is a predicted model, not a curated record. NCBI's taxonomy places the organism in Eukaryota, Metazoa, Chordata, Mammalia, Primates, Lorisidae. The transcript has 63 exons. Bases 43 to 10536 code for a protein of 3497 amino acids.